UCCGACUCAGCGAGUCCCUGCCUCACUAGGAAACUACUAAAGUUCCUGUGGACGCAAAGUAGAAUUUCAUAAGAACAUAAUGGAUGGAGAAGAGAAAACCUAUGGUGGCUGUGAGGGCCCUGACGCCAUGUAUGUCAAAUUGAUAUUUUCGGAUGGUCAUGAAUUUAUUGUGAAAAGAGAACAUGCGCUAACAUCAGGAACAAUAAAAGCCAUGUUGAGUGGCCCAGGUCAGUUUGCUGAGAACGAAACUAAUGAAGUCAAUUUUAGAGAGAUCCCUUCACAUGUGCUAUCAGAAGUAUGCAUGUAUUUUACCUACAAGGUUCGCUACACUAACAGCUCCACGGAGAUUCAUUUUCCAAUUGCACCAGAAAUUGCACCGGAACUGCUGAUGGCUGCAAACUUCCUAGAUUGUUAA
Kogia breviceps (pygmy sperm whale) is the source of this 415-nucleotide messenger RNA. Lineage: Eukaryota; Metazoa; Chordata; Mammalia; Artiodactyla; Physeteridae. The record is from RefSeq and is a predicted model, not a curated record.